Messenger RNA from Effrenium voratum, 186 nucleotides. Lineage: Eukaryota; Dinophyceae; Suessiales; Symbiodiniaceae. The record is from the annotation of a GenBank genome assembly.
AUGCGCCGCGCCCAGCGCUGGCGCCUCGGGGAAAGGUUGCUGAGUUUGCUGGACGAGGCUGGGCUGGAGCGCAGCGUGGUGGCAUCCUCCUCCGCCCUGAGCCGCUGGGCGCCUCCGAUGUGCUGGCCCUGCGGCAGCUGCGCGGCCUGGCUGCGGCUUUGUGCCAGCUCCUUCGGCUUGAAGUGA